GAAAACCCGCGCCUGCCGGUUGCCUUGGCCCCUCGCGCCCUCGCUGCCUCUGCGCAGCUCCACUUUCACUUUCGGUCGGAGAGCGAGGUUGACGGGCCGAGGUGAAGGUAAUUUGAGCAAGGAGAUGGUGUCUUUGCUCCUCAAAUGGCCACUUACAAACAUGUCCUCUUUACUUUCCUUACUGUUGAUGUUUUUAGCUGUGUCAUCCUUCUCUUGGUGUCAGAGCAGUGAUACAGCAUCUCCAAAAGCAAGUAAUGGGGCCCCAUUCCCUUGGAAUAACAUGAGACUUCCUGAGCAUAUCAUUCCAAUUCAUUAUGAUCUCAUGAUCCAUGCAAACCUUAGCACUCUGACCUUCUGGGGAACAACAGAAGUAGAAAUCAGAGCCAGUCAGCCCACCAGCACCAUUAUCAUGCAUAGUCACCAGCUGAGAAUAUCUAAGGCCACCCUCAAGAGAGGAGCUGAAGAUAGGCUGUCUGAAGAACCCCUGAGAGUCCUGGAGUACCCAGCCCACGAACAAGUUGCACUGCUGGCUUCCCAACCACUCCUUGCUGGACCCCUGUACACAGUUAUCAUCAACUAUGCUGCGAACCUUUCUGAGAGCUUCCAUGGAUUUUAUAAAAGCACCUACAGAACUCAGGAAGGAGAAAUGAGAAUACUUGCAUCAACACAGUUUGAGCCCACAGCUGCUAGAAUGGCGUUUCCCUGCUUUGAUGAGCCUGCACUCAAAGCAAGUUUCUCCAUCAAGAUUAGGAGGGAACCAAAGCACUUGGCCAUCUCCAAUAUGCCCUUGGUAAAAUCUGUGAACAUUGCUGAAGGACUCAUAGAAGAUCACUUUGACGUCACCGUGAAGAUGAGCACCUACUUGGUGGCCUUCAUUAUUUCCGAUUUCAAGUCUGUGAGCAGGAUGACUAAGAGUGGGGUCAAGGUCUCUGUGUAUGCUGUGCCAGACAAGAUAAAUCAAGCAGAUUAUGCUCUGGAUGCUGCAGUGACUCUUCUAGAAUUUUAUGAGGAUUAUUUCAGCAUUCCAUAUCCUUUACCCAAGCAAGAUCUUGCUGCAAUUCCUGACUUUCAGUCUGGUGCUAUGGAGAACUGGGGUCUGACCACAUACAGAGAAUCCUCUCUUUUGUAUGAUAAGGAAAAGUCAUCUGCAUCCAGUAAGCUUGGCAUCACAAUGACGGUGUCCCAUGAACUGGCUCACCAGUGGUUCGGAAAUCUGGUCACCAUGGAAUGGUGGAAUGACCUUUGGCUCAAUGAAGGAUUUGCCAAGUUUAUGGAGUUUGUGUCUGUCACUGUGACCCAUCCUGAACUAAAAGUUGAAGAACAUUUCUUUGGCAAGUGUUUCAGUGCAAUGGAAGUCGAUGCAUUCAACUCCUCGCACCCUGUGUCCACACCUGUGGAGAACCCUGCACAGAUUCGGGAAAUGUUUGAUGAUGUUUCUUAUGAAAAGGGGGCUUGUAUUUUGAAUAUGCUAAGAGAUUAUCUGGGUGCAGAUACAUUUAAAAGAGGAAUUGUGCAGUAUCUCCAAAAGUAUAGUUAUAAAAACACGAAAAACGAGGACCUUUGGAAUAGCAUGGCGAGUAUUUGUCACACAGAUGGUACCCAAACAAUGGAUAGCUUUUGCUCUAGAAGCAAACACUCAUCAUCAACCUCACACUGGCAUCAGGAAGGCAUAGAUGUGAAAACCAUGAUGAACACAUGGACACUACAGAAGGGCUUUCCCCUGAUAACCAUCACUGUAAGAGGGCGUAAUGUGCACAUGAAGCAAGAACACUAUAUGAAGGGUUCAGAAAGCAUCCAAGAGACUGGGUACCUGUGGCACAUUCCCCUGACAUUUAUUACCAGCAGAUCAGACACAGUCCAGAGGUUUUUGCUAAAGACAAAGACAGAUGUUCUCAUCCUCCCAGAAGCAGUGGAGUGGAUCAAAUUUAAUGUGGGAAUGAAUGGCUAUUACAUUGUGCAUUAUGAGGAUGAUGGAUGGGAUUCUUUGAGUGGCCUUUUAAAAGAAGCACACACAGCAAUCAGCAGUAAUGACCGGGCGAGUCUUAUCAACAACGCAUUUCAGCUUGUCAGCAUUGGAAAGUUAUCAGUUGAAAAAGCCCUGGAUUUAACCCUGUACUUGAAAAAUGAAACAGAAAUUAUGCCUGUAUUCCAAGGUUUGAAUGAACUGAUACCUAUGUAUAAGUUAAUGGAGAAAAGAGAUAUGAGUGAAGUGGAAACUCAAUUCAAGGCCUUCCUUCUCAGGCUGCUGAAGGACCUUAUUGACAAGCAGAUGUGGACAGAUGAGGGCUCUGUCUCAGAGAGGAUGCUCAGGAGCCAGCUCCUCCUCCUUGCAUGUGUACGCAAGUAUCAGCCCUGUGUGCAGAAGGCAGAGGGCUAUUUCCAAGAGUGGAAGGCAUCCAAUGGAAACUUGAGCCUCCCUAUUGAUGUGACCUUGGCAGUGUUUGCUGUGGGGGCCCAGAGCACAGAAGGAUGGGAUUUUCUUUAUAGUAAAUAUCAGUCAUCUUUGUCUAGUACUGAGAAAAGCCAAAUUGAAUUUGCCCUCUGCACAAGCCAAGAUCCAGAAAAGCUCCAGUGGCUUCUAGAUCAAAGUUUUAAAGGAGAGAUAAUAAAAACUCAGGAAUUUCCACAUAUUCUCAUACUCAUUGGUAGAAACCCAGUGGGGUAUCCAUUGGCCUGGAAGUUUCUGAGGGAAAAUUGGAAUAAGCUUGUACAAAAGUUUGAACUUGGCUCAGCAACUAUAGCUCAUAUGGUUAUGGGAACGACAGACCAGUUUUCCACCAGAGCACGUCUUGAAGAGGUAAAAGGAUUCUUUAGCUCCUUGAAAGAAAAUGGUUCUCAGCUCCGUUGUGUUCAACAAACCAUUGAGGCCAUUGAGGAAAACAUACGAUGGAUGGAUAAGAAUUUUGAAAAAAUCAGGCUAUGGCUGCAAAAAGAGAAGUUGGAAAUGUGACAGUUUGUUUCUUGCCAAGUUUCUGUGAUUUAUAAUCAGCAAAACAUUGUCCAAUUUGAGUAUUUUCAAGCUAAAGAUGGUUGUUUUAGUUCCCACUGAAGAUAUUUUCUUAUUUCAUUUGACUUGAUCAUGUCUGAGAAAAGUUUGUCUUCAAUGUCUGUUGCUGCCAUGGGUCUGGCUAAGAUGUGGCCCUGCUGUGUAAACCCAAGUGCCCAGUUCCUUGCCACAGAAAAGCCAAAGGAGUUCUUCUCAUUUCGUACUUUAUGCUUCCACCCCCACAGCUUGCAAACCCCUGUGCCUUCUGUGUCAGUCAUUCAUCAAUGUCUCUGCAAGACUGGAUAGUGAGGCACGUGUGUAGCAGAUACUAGAAUCAUCCACCACACUGGAAAAUGGCAGUGUGCCAACCCUCCUAUUGCUCUCCCUAAAUCUACUGUCCACCCUGUCUUCCUGGCCUCAUGUAUGGGUGUUGCCUUGUAGGGUCCAGUUUACCAGCCAUCUUUGCCUUCUGGGUUUUUACUGAUAGACAACCCUAGAAGUUUGGAGUUGGAAUCCAGGAGGGAGGGGAUAGAGGUUUUACUUCUGAGAUAGCCUUCUUUUCCACAUAGUCCUUUUCUGUUUCUUGUCUGUAGUAAUUGCCUCCUCUAUGUCCACUCAGGGCGGGACAAGAGCAGGAACCUGGUGAUACCUGUCAUGGUAGUACUGGUCAUUUUUACACACCCUACUUGAACUUUUGUAAAAAUGUACAUUUAGAACCUUCCUUGAUAAGUCAGAUAUGAGAGCCACAUACUUCCUUUGGAAUCU
This is a messenger RNA of Myodes glareolus (Bank vole), 3751 nucleotides long. It is a transcript of the gene Erap1, whose product is annotated as endoplasmic reticulum aminopeptidase 1. The record is from RefSeq and is a predicted model, not a curated record. Gene Ontology annotation, molecular function: metalloaminopeptidase activity; peptide binding; zinc ion binding. Gene Ontology annotation, biological process: proteolysis; peptide catabolic process. Lineage: Eukaryota; Metazoa; Chordata; Mammalia; Rodentia; Cricetidae. Gene Ontology annotation, cellular component: cytoplasm; membrane.